AUGGUUACAAACUAUCACAGAUCCAUUGGCCCUCCUAGAUGUUCUCUUAAGAUUGACCUCAAGAAAGCCUAUGAUACUAUGAGUUGGCAAGUUGUUUUGAUUACCAUGAAGAACAUGAGGUUUCCUGACAAGUUCAUUCAUUGGAUCUUCUUAUGUAUGUCUAUUAUUAAGUAUUCUGUUUUAACUAAUGGCUCCCCUUAUGGGUUUUUUUUUGGUGCUAAAAGAGGAUUGAGGCAGGGAUGUCCUUUAUCUCCUUAUCUUUUUGUCAUUGUUAUGCAAAUCUUCAACAACAUUCCGAGGAAACAUGUGGAUAAUGGCUCUUAUGGUUUUCACUCAAGAUGUUCCCUGACAAAGCUCACUCAUUUGUGUUUUGCUGAUGAUUUGUUAGUCUUCUUUAAAGGCUCUAUUACUGCUGCUACCACUCUCAGCUUCUACUCUGGAAUGAAACUAAACAAGCAAAAAGCUUAUUUCUAUACUUUUCCCAUUGAUCCAUAUGUUUUAGAAGAUAUCAUAGCUUGCCUUGAUUGUUCAUCUGACAAAUUGCAUGUUAGAUAUCUUGGAGCGCCUUUACUAUUUACCAGACUAUCCUAUGCUGACUGCCUCCCUCUUAUCUCUAAAGUUCCUGCCAGAUUUAAAUCUUGGAAAUCUAAGAAGCUUGCUUUCCCUGAGAGAGUGAGAUUAAUCAAAGUUGUUCUUACAAGUAUGGUCCAAUUUUGGUCCACUUGUUAUAUUCUCCCUAAAAGAGCCAUUUUGGAGUUGAAUUCUAUUUUUAAGAGAUUCUUAUGGUCUGGCUCUGAGCUUGGCAAGAAGCAUAACCCCGUUAGAUGGGAUACUAUUUGUUUAUCUUAUGAAGAAGGGGACUUGGGUAUCAAGGAUCUAAAAACUUCAAAUUUGAGACAUAUAUGGGAUAUUGUUUCUGGUAAAAACUCUAUAUGGACUCAUUGGGUGCAUAGGAAUCUCAUAAAGAAUAAAGAUUUCUGGUUAUUACAUAUUCUUCAUGAUGCCUCAUGGUGCCAGAGAAGAAUCCUUGAGCGUAAAUCUCUUGCUCAAGAUCAGUUAGGUCAUAUUAUAGAGAAUGGGGAUAAGACAAAAUUUCUUACUGACAAUUGGCAUUCUAAAGGCAAACUGAUUGACUGGUUGAUGAAGCUGUCAUUGAAGACUAUGUUCCUAAUUCUGAUGCAAUGGUAUCUGAUUACAUUAUCGAUGGAAAUUGAAUCUGAAGCUCACAUGUUUCAUGAGUGCCCUUUCUCUGCUCUCAUUUGGAAUGACUUACAACUGAAGAUGGAAUAUUCUAGAGGCCUAUAUAUAUCUUGGGAGGUUGAAAUUCAAUGGUGCUUAGCUCACUUUUCAGGUAGUGACCUUGUAAGCUCUAUUAAGAAUAUGGUGUUUGCUGGAUUUAUUUACCAGAUAUGGAGAGAGAGAGAGAGAGGAAUAACAAAAAAAUUGCUAAAAAGAAGUGCUCAGCUCAUCAAAUGGAUUGGUCCUAAAAGGAAUGCUAUUAUGAUAAAUUCAGAUGAGUCUCUUAAAGAAACUACUGCUGGUUUUAAUGUCAUCCUUAGAACUGAUCAGGGAGUGGAUUGUACUUUUGGUGGUUGCAGCCAUGUGUUAGUUGCUACUCAUGAACUUCAAGGGGUUGAGUUGGGUCUGCAGCUUGCUUGUCAGUUACAGAUUCAUAUGAUUCAUAUUAAUAUUGAUUCUAUAGUCGUCUUCCUUCUUUUAAAACAUAUUGAUCCUAAUCCUCCAUGGAAUAUGUACUAUAUCUGGAAAAGAGUUAUGGCUUUGUUGAAAUUAUUUGAAAAUGUGGAGAUCAGACAUUGUUUCAGGGAAACUAACAAAGCAGCAUACCUUUUGGCCAGUUACCACCCUAGUACAAUAUUUGUGAGAUUGAAUUCUGAGCAGUUCAGUCAGGAGCUACAGGCUAUUCUUCUUGAAGACAAAAAUGGGAAAAUCUAUCUGAGGUAG
Papaver somniferum (opium poppy) is the source of this 1962-nucleotide messenger RNA. RefSeq lists its product as uncharacterized. The transcript is spliced from 3 exons. Gene Ontology annotation, molecular function: nucleic acid binding; RNA-DNA hybrid ribonuclease activity. Lineage: Eukaryota; Viridiplantae; Streptophyta; Magnoliopsida; Ranunculales; Papaveraceae. The record is from RefSeq and is a predicted model, not a curated record. Bases 1 to 1962 code for a protein of 653 amino acids.